Molecule: messenger RNA, 5173 nt
Organism: Monodelphis domestica (gray short-tailed opossum)
Lineage: Eukaryota; Metazoa; Chordata; Mammalia; Didelphimorphia; Didelphidae
Biological process (GO): regulation of cytokine production; regulation of immune system process; negative regulation of transcription by RNA polymerase II
Cellular component (GO): nucleoplasm
Molecular function (GO): DNA-binding transcription repressor activity, RNA polymerase II-specific; RNA polymerase II cis-regulatory region sequence-specific DNA binding
Source: RefSeq, a predicted model, not a curated record
GUUAGACCCACAGGACGUGGAAAGACCCAGACGUCCUCUAACACUACCCGAACACGCUCCGAAUUCUACUUCCGGCUAGUUGGGGCGGGAUGAGCACGCGCACCAGGCAUCACCCUCAGCCAACCUUUUGUGAAUCCCGACGCCCCGCCCCCUUCUCGCGGUAGACCACAAGCCCCAGUGUGCCUCGCGGCGGGUUCCUGUCUCCUCCCCUCCUCUGGCCCUCUUAUGCUGUUCCCCCGCCUCCCUCGUGUUUGAGUGCCGAGGCUGCUGUGAGGCAAAUGAAAGGGCGAAGGUGGUGAGUGAGGCUAGCCCCCAGCCCUUUGCCCAGGAAGUGAAGAGAAAGGCAUCUGCUCCUCUUUGAUCCUUCUCCUUUCCCAUCUCAGCCUGAAGAGGAUCAAGACCUGGCCAAAACUGAGAGCCUGGAGUCAGACAGAAUGGCUCUUGGAAUCCAAAGACCCCCAUGGCAGUUUUCCAUUGGGCUUUAAUGACUACGGAUUUGAGUGUUGGCACUGACACUUGAUUCACUGACAUUCAAGGAUGUGACUGUGGACUUCACCCAGGAGGAAUGGCACCUCUUAAACCAUUCUCAGAAAGAGUUGUACAAGACAGUUAUGCUGGAAAACUCCCAGAACCUGCUCUCCCUGGGAAUUCCAGUUGUCAGAGAAGACUUGAUCUCCCAUUUUGAGGAAAAGGAAGCAUUAUGGAUCCUGGAUCAAAAAGGACUAAAGAAUUCUUCUCUAGAUGGAGAAACCAGUUUUGAAAUGAAUGAGACUACUGCAAAGCUCAGCAAUUCUGUGGACAAGAUUCACCAGCAUAGAUUCAUGAGUCAUGGUUCCUAUGACUUCAAUAUGAGAGAAAUCUGUGACUCAGAUAUUAAGAUAGGGAAACAUCAAAGAAGUCACUGUGAAGCUGAUAAAGAUGGAAAAGAUUUCAGGCACUAUUCAGUCCUAAUUAAGAAUAAGAAAAUGGUCUCUGGAAAGGAUUAUUUUCAGUAUAGUGAAAAUAGGAAAUGCUUUACUGAAAAGUUUGGGCAUGAGAAGCUUCCUGAAGUACAAAUAUCUCAGGGUAAUCAGUGGGGAAUGUCCAGAUGCUUGAAUUCAGACAUCAUUAGACAUCAGAAAAGUCAUAAGGGAGAAAUACUUUAUAAAUGUAAUGAAUGUGGGAUGGCCUGUAGCCAAAACUUAAAGCUCAUUGACUAUCAUGAAUGUAAUCAAUGUAGAAAAGUUUUCACACAGAAUUCCAAACAUGUUCAACAUCAGAAAAUCCACACUGGAGAGAAUCCUCAUGAGUGUCAUCAAUCUGGAAAGCCCUUUCAACUCUGCUCUCAUCUUGCUGUACAUCAGAAAAACCAUACUGGAGAGAAACCUCAUGAAUGCCAUAAAUGUGGUAGAGCUUUUGAUAAACACUCUUCCCUCAUUGCACAUCAGAGAGUCCACAAUAUAAAGAAACCUUAUAAAUGUAAUCAAUGUGAAAAGGCUUUCAAACACACCUUGAGUCUUUCUCUUCAUCAGAGAAUCCACACUGGAGAGAAACCUUAUGAAUGCAUUCAAUGUGGAAAGGCUUUCACAGAGAGUAGCUCUCUUGCUAGACAUCAGAGAAUUCACAGUGGAGAAAAACCUUAUGAAUGUAGUCAGUGUAGGAAAACUUUCCGACAAAACUCCAGUCUUGCUGUACAUCAGAGAAUCCAUACUGAAGAGAAACCUUAUAAAUGUAAUCAGUGUGGAAAGGCUUUCAAAGAGAAUUUAAAACUUGCUGUACAUCAGAGAAUCCAUACUGAAGAGAAACCUUUUGAAUGUAAUCAGUGUGGAAAGACUUUCCAAUGCAGCUCCAGUCUUGCUAUACAUCAGAAAAACUACACUGGAGAGAAACCUCAUGAGUGCCAUGAAUGUGAUAAAGCUUUUAGUGAACACUCUUCCCUUGUUGCACGUCAAAGAAUCCACACUGGAGAAAAACCUUAUAAAUGUAAUCAGUGUGGAAAGGCUUUCACACAGAAAUCUAGUCUUGCUGUACAUCAGAGAAUCCAUACUGAAGAGAAACCUUAUGAAUGUAAUCAGUGUGGAAAGGCUUUCACACAGAAAUCCAGUCUUGCUGUACAUCAGAGAAUCCACACUGGAGAGAAACCUUAUAAAUGCAAUCAAUGUGGAAAAGCUUUCAAACAGAACUCCAAACUUGUUUUACAUCAAAGAAUCCACACUGGAGAGAAACCUUAUGAAUGUAAUCAAUGUGGAAAGGCUUUCACACAGAAUUCCCAUCUUUCUAAACAUCAGAGGAUCCACACUGGAGAGAAACCUUAUGAAUGUAAUCAGUGUGGAAAGGCUUUCACAGGGAAAUCCAGUCUUGCUGUACAUCAGAGAAUCCACACUGGAGAGAAACCUUAUGAAUGUAAUCAGUGUGGAAAGGCUUUCACAGAGAAAUCCAGUCUUGCUGUACAUCAGAGAAUCCACACUGGAGAGAAACCUUAUAAAUGCAAUCAAUGUGGAAAAGCUUUCAAACGGAACUCUGAACUUGUUCUACAUCAAAGAAUCCACACUGGAGAGAAACCUUAUGAAUGUAAUCAAUGUGGAAAGGCUUUCAAGGAGAACUCUAGCCUUGCUGUACACCAGAGAAUUCACACUGGAGAAAAACCUUAUAAAUGUAAUCAAUGUGGAAAGGCUUUCAAGGAGAACUCUAGCCUUGCUGUACACCAGAGAAUUCACACUGGAGAAAAACCUUAUAAAUGUAAUCAAUGUGGAAAGGCUUUCCCAUAUAGGGCUCUUCUAGCUUACCAUCUCAAAAUUCACACUGGAGAAAAGCCUUAUGAAUGUAACCAAUGUGAAAAGACUUUCAUGAAGAAGUCUAAUCUUGCUAUACAUCAGAGAAUCCACACUGGAGAGAAACUUUAUGAAUGUAAUGAAUGUGGAAAAAAUUUUAUAAAUAAGUCCAGUCUUGCUGUACAUCAAAGAAUCCACACUGGAGAGAAACCUUAUAAAUGUAAACAAUGUGGAAAGGAUUUCACACAGAAUGCUAAUCUUUUGAAACAUCAGAGAAUCCACACUGGAGAGAAACCUUAUGAAUGUCAUCAAUGUGGAAAAGCCUUCACAGACAACUCCAAACUUGCUUGUCAUCAGAGAAUUCACACUGGAGAGAAACCUUAUGAAUGUCAUCAAUGUGGAAAAGCUUUCACACAGAACUCCCAUCUUUCUAAACAUCAAAGAAUCCACUCAAGUAUGGGUGAAGCCUGAAAUAACUAAGGAAACAAAAGUUUAAGCUUCUGAGAAUACUGACUUAUUAAGCUAUGCAUGCCAAUUGCAUAAGAAAUCAGGCAUUUGGCUUGGCUUGGCACUGAAUCCUGAAUACAAGAAGAAACCAAUUUUUUUUUGUAAUAAAAGAAAACAUAAAAAAGACUCUAAGCCAGGAUGGAAAAUAGAUAAUCUAAAUUCUAAUUGGAGGGAAAAAAUAGGAAUUUUCCAAGUUGUGAGGGAGUUAAGUGAGUUUCAGGAGUUGUGAGGGAGAAGAGUAAGCAGAUGGAUUUUUACAGGUAUAAAACAGAAUGUCACUCAAUUUCCAUGAUUAGCAAGCAGGUAGAAUUUCCUGGAAAAUGAAAUUUUUACCCCAAAAUUGAGUCAGUCUUUUCAGUUUGGUUUACACAAUUCCCAUAAUUCUCUCACUGGAGAGAAACCUUAUGAAUGUAAUCAGUAUUGAAAGACUUUCAGAAUGAGAGCCAAUCUUUCUGUACAUCAGAGAACCCACACUAGGAGAAACAUUCUAAAUGUAAUCAUUGUGGAAAGCCUUUCAAAGAGAAGGCCCUAUCUUGGCUUUACACCAAAGAAUCCACACUGCAGAGAAAUCUUAUGAAUGCAAUCAAUGUGAAACGGUUUUCACACAGAAUUCUCAUCUCCCUGUAUGUCAGAGAAGCCACACUGGUGAGGAAAUUUAUGAUUUUAAUGUAAGGAAUUAAAUUAAGGGUUUGACUAAAUAUGUGAGAUUCUAAAAUAAUAUGGUGUUUUCUAAUUUAAAAUAUAGCUCAAGUCAAAAUGACUAUUAGUAGCUUUUAUUUACAAAGAGGUGGAAAGAGUGAAAGAGAAAUAAAAAAAGAGGGUAGAAAAGAUGUCUAGCCUAUCACACUAAAUAUUGUUCUGGUGCUUGGCUCAGCCCAGUAGGGCUUGUUAACACUCGACCAGAGGAUCCGGUGUUCCACCCAUGAAUCCUCUUCCAAGAGGGGAAGGCUUCUCUAGAACUAAUCUCUCUCCAGAAGCCAGGAAAGGAAAACUAGCUAUUCACUCACCCAAGAGGCAAGGUCCUGAGGUGAAGCUGAGGUCCAUGUCCCAAGUCACCUCCAAGAGGCAGGUCACCAGCCAAAGCUCCAAGCCCCAAAUUCAGGUCAAAGACAACCCCUAGCUAAAGACUUUCAGGACUUUUUAUAGUCGCCUCCUAUCCCUUCCGCUCUUCAUAGGAGCCAAUCACAGCUUCCGAAUUGAAUUGCCUAGCACUGCCCAAGGGGGCAGUGUCUGCGGGAUCCAUACCUCAUCCUCUGAAGGUGUCAACUUUCAUCAUAGGAUUCACAAGUUUCUGACUUGUGACUUGUGAAUUCUCUUACUUGAUAACAAAGUGUUAAAUAGGGGUUAAGUUUUAACUCAAAAUAGACAAAGAGAAUAAUGAAUUCCCUUUCACAUUAAUAAAUGUGGAAAGGCUUUCCCACCAUGCAGAACCCAUCUUUCUUACCACCUAAGAGCCCAUAAUAGAUAGAAACUGUAUGAAUAUAAUCAAUGUGGAAAGAUAUUCUAACAGAAAUCUGGUCUUGCUAUAGAUGAGAAAAACUACCAUAGAGAGAAACCUUAAGAAUGUAAUCAAUAUGGAAAAGCUUUCAGGUACAACUCCAGUCUUCCUUUUCAUCAGAAUCUAUAUUGGAGCAAAAUCUGAUGAAUGUCAUCAGUGUGCUAAUGCUUUUAAGUAAUAGUUGUCUGUUAUUUCCCAUUAGAGAAUUCCUACUAGAUACAAAUUUUAUUAUUGUAAUGAAAAAGGAAAGGUAUUCAAAUGGAGUACAGAUAUUGUUCAACAUCAGAAAAUACAUUCUGAGGAGAUCUUUGCAUCAGAGGAUUCAUUGUGAAGAGAAUUAUGAAUUUGUUCAAUGGGAACAUGAUUUUCUCUGAAACAGGGAGAUUACUAUGUAACAAUAAAAAUUCUCUGGAGACUA